AUGUCUGGUGCUUGGCACACUGAGUCCCUGGAUCACCCAGAGGAGAACUCAAAACAGGUGAAGAGGGAAGCAAGAGAGACAAUUUCUUAUUCUCCAGUCCCAUCAACCAAACCUCGGACCAUGCCAAGACUGCUCAACUACGGUGUCUGUCUCUGCUGGAUUUAUGUCUCCCUUUUACAUGGUUCUGCAGAAUGUUUGUCUUCGAAUUUAACCCAGAAUCAGCUCCCAAAUGUGACUCUGUUUUCAGAGGAGGACAAGGGCAGGGAUUCAUCAUUUCUUCAACUGAGAGCCAGUAUACCAUCCUACUUUCAUCCUAUCCGCCCUUACACCUUGCUGACAAGCACUGAAGACAGCCGAUACAUGCCUAAACCGAGGCAUCGCCGCCCUGCUCACCUCCUGCGUCUUCUGGGUCCCUCUUUUGAUCAGUUUUGGAUGUCAAUAGAGGAGCCAUCUGAUGCCUCUGGGGGUCAUGAAGGUAAAUCUUUGAUACAUGGUGACUCACUGCCUGACAAAUUGUCCAGCAAAAGCACUGCCGGAGAGAAGUUUAACCUGAGUGCUUCUCCAGAGCUAAGAGAGGCAGCAGCAAACCAUCGCCAGAGGCUGGAAAAAGAGGCUGCAGAUCUGAACCUCAGCUCUCUGCCCUCACAUGUUGCCAGACAUGUCAGAAACUGGUUAGCGCAAUCAGCUGCCUGUGAAUUAAGCUACCAGUGGGUGGAUCUGGGUCCUGCUUUCUGGCCACGUUGGCUGCGGCAGACAGAUUGCAGAAGAUCAGAUGGAGUAAGUUGCUCUUUUCCCAGCGGGAUGGAGUGUGUGCGAGCUGACACAACUCACAUACGGAUUCUGGUCUGGAACUGCUUGGAGAUAAGAGGGAGAGGUGAUGGGUCCAAAACAAUCAAAAAUGAACUUUCUGAUGGCGGCACUGAAGUGGUGACCAGUGAAGUCACUAAAAGAUGUUCAUGGAGGCAGGUGCCCUAUCCUGUGGUCACAGCUUGUAAAUGCUCAUGCAGAUGA
Xyrichtys novacula (pearly razorfish) is the source of this 1011-nucleotide messenger RNA. Lineage: Eukaryota; Metazoa; Chordata; Actinopteri; Labriformes; Labridae. The record is from the annotation of a GenBank genome assembly.